Messenger RNA from Xyrauchen texanus (razorback sucker), 491 nucleotides. It is a transcript of the gene cenps, whose product is annotated as centromere protein S. Gene Ontology annotation, cellular component: Fanconi anaemia nuclear complex; FANCM-MHF complex. Lineage: Eukaryota; Metazoa; Chordata; Actinopteri; Cypriniformes; Catostomidae. The record is from RefSeq and is a predicted model, not a curated record. The transcript has 5 exons. Gene Ontology annotation, biological process: resolution of meiotic recombination intermediates; replication fork processing. Bases 74 to 427 code for a protein of 117 amino acids. Gene Ontology annotation, molecular function: protein heterodimerization activity; chromatin binding.
AAAACGUCUUACGCGCAAUUUUCAAUUGUAAAGGCACUAAAUUGAGCAGCUUCUGCAUAUUUAUCUGCUGAAAAUGGAUGAGGACGAGGCUCAAACGCAGAGGCUCAAAGCAGCUGUGCAUUAUACUGUUGGCCUUCUCUGUCAAAACAUCGCUGCUGACUGCGAGAAACAAAUAACCAAACAGACAAUAGCAGCUAUUGCUGAGACUACAUUCAGACAGUGUGAUAUAUUUGCCAAGGACUUGGAAGCUUUCGCGAGGCACGCUAAAAGAAACACUGUUACAGUGGAUGAUGUGAAGCUCACGGCCAGGAGAACCACAGCACUGUACAACUACAUUCAGCGGAAAAGUGAAGAGCUGGCUUUGAACAACCAAGAGCUUAAGGAGAAGAGGAAGAAUAGCGCUGCCAAGAGGAAGAGUAAAGACUGAAGUGGAGGAGGAAAAAGAGGUUUAAAACUGUUUAGAGAAGAUCUAUAUGUUUUGAGUAAAAAAA